Messenger RNA from Acanthisitta chloris (rifleman), 2220 nucleotides. It is a transcript of the gene PTPN11, whose product is annotated as protein tyrosine phosphatase, non-receptor type 11. The transcript has 16 exons. The annotation marks the transcript as partial. Gene Ontology annotation, biological process: protein dephosphorylation. The record is from RefSeq and is a predicted model, not a curated record. NCBI's taxonomy places the organism in Eukaryota, Metazoa, Chordata, Aves, Passeriformes, Acanthisittidae. Gene Ontology annotation, molecular function: protein tyrosine phosphatase activity.
GAAGGGAAAUGUGACUUGGGGUCUGUGUUUACGCUGUGUACCUUUGAUACCGUUUUCAUCCAGGUUCUUGGAAAAAUCUAUUUCUUUAUCAACAUUCUUUAUAUUUUCAUCUCCUCUAGAUGGUUUCAUCCAAAUAUUACUGGGGUGGAGGCAGAAAACCUGCUGCUAACGAGGGGAGUGGAUGGCAGCUUCCUGGCACGGCCCAGCAAAAGUAACCCAGGAGACUUCACACUCUCUGUGAGACGAACUGGAGCUGUCACCCACAUCAAGAUCCAGAACACAGGAGACUACUAUGACCUCUAUGGGGGAGAGAAGUUUGCUACAUUGGCUGAGCUAGUCCAGUACUACAUGGAACAUCAUGGACAGCUCAAGGAGAAGAAUGGAGAUGUUAUAGAGCUGAAAUAUCCACUGAACUGUGCUGAUCCUACGUCUGAAAGGUGGUUCCAUGGGCAUCUCUCUGGAAGAGAAGCUGAGAAGCUGUUAACAGAGAAGGGAAAGCAUGGGAGCUUUCUUGUGCGUGAGAGUCAGAGCCACCCUGGGGACUUUGUCCUCUCUGUCCGCACAGGAGACGAUAAAGGAGAGAGUAACGAUGGGAAAUCCAAAGUGACACAUGUCAUGAUCCACUGCCAGGACCUGAAAUACGAUGUUGGUGGAGGGGAGAAAUUUGACUCUCUGACAGAUCUGGUGGAACAUUACAAGAAGAAUCCCAUGGUGGAGACUUUGGGCACAGUAUUGCAACUCAAACAGCCCCUGAACACGACCCGGAUCAACGCCGCCGAGAUCGAGAGCCGAGUGCGAGAGCUGAGCAAGUUGGCAGAGACCACGGAUAAAGUCAAGCAAGGCUUCUGGGAAGAGUUUGAGACCCUGCAGCAGCAGGAGUGCAAACUCCUCUACAGCCGCAAGGAAGGGCAGCGGCAGGAAAACAAGAACAAAAACAGAUACAAGAACAUUUUACCCUUUGAUCACACCAGAGUUGUUCUCCAUGAUGGUGAUCCCAAUGAACCUGUCUCAGACUAUAUCAAUGCUAAUAUUAUUAUGCCUGAGUUUGAAACCAAGUGCAACAACUCCAAGCCAAAAAAAAGCUACAUUGCCACUCAAGGUUCCCUACAGAACACAGUGAAUGACUUUUGGAGGAUGGUGUUCCAGGAGAAUUCCCGAGUCAUUGUUAUGACCACAAAAGAAGUGGAAAGAGGAAAGAGUAAGUGUGUCAAGUACUGGCCUGAUGAGUAUUCCCUGAAGGAGUACGGGGUGAUGCGUGUUCGGAACGUGAAGGAAAGUGCAGCACACGACUACACACUCAGAGAGCUCAAACUUUCCAAAGUUGGGCAAGGGAACACAGAGAGAACAGUGUGGCAAUAUCACUUCAGGACUUGGCCUGACCACGGCGUGCCCAGUGACCCUGGGGGUGUGCUGGACUUCCUGGAGGAGGUGCACCACAAGCAGGAGAGCAUUCCUGAUGCAGGACCUGUCGUGGUCCACUGCAGUGCUGGGAUUGGGCGAACAGGAACUUUCAUUGUGAUUGAUAUUCUUAUUGACAUCAUCAGAGAAAAAGGUGUGGACUGUGAUAUUGAUGUUCCAAAGACCAUCCAGAUGGUGAGAUCCCAGAGGUCAGGAAUGGUGCAGACAGAGGCCCAGUACAGGUUUAUUUACAUGGCAGUUCAGCACUACAUCGAAACGCUACAGCGCAGGAUCGAGGAGGAGCAGAAGAGCAAGAGAAAAGGUCACGAAUACACAAACAUUAAAUACUCUUUAUCGGACCAGACGAGUGGAGAUCAGAGUCCUCUCCCACCCUGUAUCCCAACCCCGACGUGCCCAGAAAUGAGAGAAGAUAGUGCUAGAGUAUAUGAAAAUGUGGGGCUGAUGCAACAGCAGAAGAGUUUCAGAUGAGAGGAUGGACAGAGCCUUCCAUGCCAAGGCAGAAAUGAAUAUGGUUUUUCAAAAGGUCAAGAAAGAGAUGGAAGAAGCUUCACAUGAGCAGUGAACUCUGAGGACUUUGGUACCUUUUCAUUUACGGUUUUAAUCCUUCGACAGUAGGCAAAACUUAAAGACCAUCUAAAGAUUGUUUAUAUCUCUUCUCUCCAAUACCUGAUGAUUUCCAGUUGCUCAUUUUCCAAAUAAAAGGAAAUCCUUUCUACAAUGUAGACAACUACUUUGUAGAGUCAGUUUUGAAUCCUGCAAACGGUUGGACUGUCAUCCCUCUGUUUUUUCACUAGUGUCUUU